This is a messenger RNA of Erpetoichthys calabaricus (reedfish), 1185 nucleotides long. RefSeq names its product transmembrane protein 250. The transcript has 3 exons. The record is from RefSeq and is a predicted model, not a curated record. NCBI's taxonomy places the organism in Eukaryota, Metazoa, Chordata, Cladistia, Polypteriformes, Polypteridae. The coding region runs from base 630 to 1049 and encodes 139 amino acids.
GACUUGUCUGUCUGAUGUGCGACAUGCCGCAAGUCGGGUUGCUCGGCGACGCUGUGGAAGAGCAGGAAGCGACCGAAAAAAAAAAAAAGUCUAAAUGAGAUUCAUGCGAGCCGACACUUUACGCACGGACUGUGUCGUUUUGAAUGGUUUCGAGUUUUCCCUACCGUAAGGAUGCAAGAUUGUUGACGUUUUUCUAUUUUAAUUUGUAUGGUUUGUCUGUAGGCACCCGGAAAAAAGAACAGAGCAACAGACUAAAUAGCGCUGAAGGAAAAAAAAACAACUCCCAAGAAAAUAAAAAUCGCAUAAAAGCUUAUAAUCAACGGGGAUUUCGAGUGACAUGAGUUGUUUGGGCUCCUCGCUGUCCUCUUUUGCUGGGAUGGUGUCCGAUGUCUGCUAAGUACGUGUCUGGCAGAUGCCAUUGUUGGAACAAAAGAAAAGGAACACAUUGCUUAUACAAAGUACAAAUGCAAGACUUGCCUUACCCACUAAGAGAAUGCUGACUGAGAUUGAAGACAUCGUCAAGAUUAGAACAGACCUCAGCUACCUGACAUACAGCAGUGGAUGAUGCAGGAGUGCACCCUGACGGAAGAAGGGGUCUGUUCCAAGCCUGGGCUUUCUUGUUCCCGCCCAUGCCUGUGAUCCCCAUUCCACGGCGGGUGCGCUCAUUUCACGGCCCCCACACCACCUGCCUGCACUCAGCUUGCGGGCCCGUGCGCACCGCGCAGUUGGUACGCACCAAAUACAACAACUUUGAUCUUUACCUGAAGUCUCGUUGGAUGUAUGGCUUCAUCCGCUUCCUGUUAUACUUCAGCUGUAGCCUUUUCACUUCCCUCCUGUGGGUGGGACUCUCUGCCCUUUUCUGCUUGCAGUAUGUGGGUAUCCGGGUCUUCCUGCGUUUCCAGUACAAGCUCUCUGUCAUCCUGCUGCUGCUAGGCCGGCGACGGCUUGACUUCAGCCUUCUGAAUGAACUCUUCAUUUAUGGCAUCCAUGUAACCAUGCUGCUUGUUGGAGGCCUGGGGUGGUGCUUCAUGGUCUUUGUGGACAUGUAGCUUACGGGUUUGAAAAGACACUAAAAACGAUAAAUGUUAACAUUAAUGGUGGACCAUUCCAUUUUAUUUAUUUGUGUGGAAAAGCUUUCCAAUGCUGCAUGUGUGGAGUUGCAAUUAAAAUUUUAAGUUGUUUUAA